Molecule: messenger RNA, 2967 nt
Organism: Cheilinus undulatus (humphead wrasse)
Lineage: Eukaryota; Metazoa; Chordata; Actinopteri; Labriformes; Labridae
Product: calpain-15-like
Exons: 12
Coding region: 1-2967 (988 amino acids)
Biological process (GO): proteolysis
Cellular component (GO): cytoplasm
Molecular function (GO): calcium-dependent cysteine-type endopeptidase activity
Source: RefSeq, a predicted model, not a curated record
AUGGGAGGUUCCACUUCCUCCCUCGUCGAUGAGGCUGAAAGUGACACGCCCAGAGGUGCAGCUCUACCUCCGUCCCCCAUCAUGGGAUGUCUGAGGAGCAGCCAGAGCAUCUCUCUACCUCGGCAGCUUCCCCGACCAGGCAGACACAGAGAGCGAAGUUUUUCCUCGGGUUCAAUGCCCCUGCAGAGGACCCAAUGGGCCUGUGGCUGCUGUACUUUCCUCAACGCAGCAGGUGCCCCCCGCUGCUCCAUCUGUGAAGCCCCCCGGCGGAAACAGGACACCCGCUGGAUGUGGCAGAUAACUGGCAAAGAUGACAGACGUUGGUCCUGUCCCAGCUGCACGCUCACAAACCCCCCUGGCACUCUGGCCUGCUCUCUUUGUGGCUACACCGGACCCCUGAACCGACCGCGGGGCUCGUCUGAAGACCUGCCUCCACGGCCACAGCGCUCCAGUAGCUGCUCCGGCCCCCUGAGGCCCUCACAGACUGAUGAUGCAGACAAAAACAGCCUUGUGUGGGAGUGUCGGAGGUGCACGCUACAGAACACCCCCACCUCAAUGUCCUGCUCUGCUUGUGGUGGACCACGCAAACUGUCUCUCCCACAGAUCCCGGCAGACGCCUUGCUCAUGCCUGAAGUCAGCGAUAAAAAAGGACUAAAGCAGCCAGAGCCUGCAGCAGGGGCACUACCCCUCUCUGUCUCCGCUCAAGGAGACUGUUUACCUCCAGAGGCUUCAGGUUCCUCUGGGGUCAGUGCUGGGACGUCAGGUCAUAAUAACCCUGUCCCCUGCAGCCGUAGAGAGGUGCCACCCUCAGAGAUCAGCACCAACAACAUAAGUCCUUCUCCCUCAUCACUUGCUGUUUCACAUCUCUCUGCCCCAUCAGAGCUGCAGUCCAGCAGGCGGCUCAGCGUCCUGACAGAAGAGAUGUCUCCUGCAUCAGAUGUAUCUGCAACAUUCCCUCCAUGUGCAACCCCUGAUAUUAACAGGACAGAGGAAUGGGCAUGCCCAGCAUGCACUCUCAUUAACAUGAUGAAAGCCAAACACUGCCUGGCCUGCCACACCCCCCAGCAGCUCAGACCUGCCCCGUCCACUAAGAGGAAGGAGAGCAUGCUGGUGGAGGAGCGGCGGCAGAGUGAUGAAGGAGAAGCCAAGGAGCUGUGGGAGAACAUCAUCAGCUUCUGCAGAGAGAAUUCUGUGACAUUUGUGGAUGACAGCUUCCCUCCUGGUUCAAAGUCUAUUGGUUUUCCAGUCGACGACAGCGUCCAACAUCGGGUCAAAAAGUGGCUUCGACCUCAAGAAAUCAACUGCAGCAACCUCAGAGACCGUGGAGUGAAGUGGUCUGUGUUCCGAACGCUUCGCCCAUCAGACAUCCAGCAGGGGCUUCUGGGUAACUGCUGGUUUCUGAGUGCCUUGGCUGUUCUUGCUGAACGUCCUGAGCUGGUAGAGAAGGUGAUGGUGACCCGCUGGCUGUGUACUGAAGGAGCCUAUCAGGUGCGUCUUUGUAAAGACGGCUCGUGGACAACGGUGCUGGUGGACGACAUGCUGCCCUGUGACGAAAACGGACAUCUCCUCUUCUCUCAGGCCCAGCGGAAGCAGCUCUGGGUGGCCCUGAUUGAGAAAGCUCUGGCAAAGCUGCAUGGUUCCUACUUUGCUUUGCAGGCAGGUCGUGCCAUUGAGGGCCUGUCCACGCUGACGGGGGCCCCCUGUGAGUCGUUGGCCCUUCAGGUUAGUGCCACCAACCCCAAAGAAGAGCCAAUCGAUACGGACCUCAUCUGGGCAAAAAUGCUUAGCUCAAAGGAAGCAGGAUUCUUGAUGGGGGCAUCUUGUGGUGGUGGUAACAUGAAGGUGGACGACUCAGAGUACGAGUCACUGGGUUUACGACCACGCCAUGCAUACUCUGUCCUUGAUGUGAGAGAUGUAGACGGUCACAGAUUACUGCAGCUGAGAAACCCAUGGGGUCGCUUCUCUUGGACUGGGCCCUGGGCAGACAGCUGGCCAAACUGGCCUCCACACCUGAAGAGGGAGCUCUGCACUCAGCGGGCUGAAGAUGGCCUGUUUUGGAUGGACUUCUGGGAUUUUAUUAGGUACUUUGACUCAGUUGAUAUCUGUAAGAUUCAUUCAGACUGGCAGGAGGUCCGAGUAUCUGGCGUUUUUCCCCGUGGAGCUGACGUCCCAGUGACAGUUGUGUCCAUCACAGUACUGGAGAGAACAGCGGUAGAGCUGGCUUUAUUCCAGCAAGGAAGCAGGCGGUGGGACACAGCAGAGAGCCAUCUCUUGGACUUGUGUGUUCUGGUGUUUCGGGUCUCCUACGACAGCUCUGAUGUCCUGUCACUAGGUCGUCUUUUAGCUCACAGUCGGCGUUCGGUGAGGAGGUUCGUGGGCUGUGAUGUUAUGCUGGAGCCAGGCGAAUAUGCUGUGCUAUGCUGCGCUUUUAACCACUGGAACAAUACGGACACAGAAGAGACAACAAGCUGCAGCAGAUCAGAGGAUCCUGGCUACAUGCUGGCUGUCUACAGCUCCAGACUGGUGAUGGUGGAGCAGAUAACGGCCCCCAGCACCACCAUCGCUGACGCCAUCAUCCAAUUGACAGAAACCAAAGGAGAAAGACAUGAGGGUCGAGAGGGCAUGACGUGCUACUACCUGACCCAUGGGUGGGCGGGGCUCAUCGUUAUGAUAGAAAACAGACAUCCCAGACAUCACCUCCACGUGUCCUGUGACUGCAGUGAUAGCUUCAAUGUGGUGUCCACACGUAGCAGCCUCAAAGCCAUUGACAGCAUCCCUCCUCUGCACAGGCAGGUGCUUGUGGUUUUGUCUCAGCUGGAAGGAAACGCUGGAUUCUCUAUCACUCAUAGACUUGCUCAUCGUAAGGCCGUCCAAGCUUCUCUUGGGAACUGGAGUCCCUCAAAGGCAACACACUGUCCUGCUCUGAGCCCAGAAACAGCAGGUCUGCACCAACCUCGACCUCUAUGA